AUGGCUGACGUCGGUGAAGCCUCUGGCAAGCCGCCGAAGGGCAAGCACGAGUCCAGCAAGGAUACUUACACCUACAAUGGCAAGGAGUACUCGGCCAAGGAAUUUUACGAGAAGCUGAAAGACAGCAAGCGAAAUAGCCAUGCUUCCUGGUGGGCUUUCUUCAACGUUGUGCUGGUAAACAACGCAGUGAAGCUGGCCUGCACGUUUUGCCCCACCCUGCGCACUCAGGCCUCACAGUUCUCGGGUCUGCGGUGUGUGACGGUGUUGUUAGCUUGUCAGGGCUUGGUGGUGUGCAACCUUUCCAAGCACGCAGCCAAUGUGUUUGGAAAGAAAAGGAAAGGUGUACAGACGGAGGAAGUGAGGUUAGUUGGUGGUGUUGAAGGCGGCGGUGGUGGUGGAACUGCAAAGACUCUGGGGCAAACAUCUGCCGGCGCACUGCCCCCAAAGUCUCCAUCACAAUUCCUAGUCGUGAGCAGCGCCCAGCGGUUGCCCAGCUUGUUGACACAGGUGGUGUGCAACCUUUCCAAGCACGCAGCCAAUGUGUUUGGAAAGAAAAGGGAAGGUGUACAGACGAGGAAUCGUGAGCAGCGCCCAGCGGUUGCCCAGCUUGUUGACACAGGUGGUGUGCAACCUUUCCCAGCACGCAGCCAAUGUGUUUGGAAAGAAAAGGGAAGGUGUACAGACGGAGGAAGUGGUGUUGAAGGCGGCGGUGGUGGUGGAACUGCAAAGACUCUGGGGCAAACAUCUGCCGGCGCACUGCCCCCAAAGUCUCCAUCACAAUUCCUAGUCGUGAGCAGCGCCCAGCGGUUGCCCAGCUUGUUGACACAGGUGGUGUGCAACCUUUCCAAGCACGCAGCCAAUGUGUUUGGAAAGAAAAGGAAAGGUGUACAGACGGAGGAAGUGAGGUUAGUUGGUGGUGUUGAAGGCGGCGGUGGUGGUGGAACUGCAAAGACUCUGGGGCAAACAUCUGCCGGCGCAUUGCCCCCAAAGUCUCCAUCACAAUUCCUAGUCGUGAGCAGCGCCCAGCGGUUGCCUAGCUUGUUGACACAGGUGGUGUGCAACCUUUCCAAGCACGCAGCCAAUGUGUUUGGAAAGAAAAGGAAAGGUGUACAGACGGAGGAGCUUUUGGGACUGCGUUUAGGUCAGUCAUGUUUUAUCGGACUUGUACAUUACAAAGAUCUUGAACAAAUAGAUGGAAUGAUUUGCCUUAUCGGCGGAGUACAGAACGUCAGAUGCAGGGUAGCUACAUAA
Molecule: messenger RNA, 1251 nt
Organism: Volvox carteri f. nagariensis
Lineage: Eukaryota; Viridiplantae; Chlorophyta; Chlorophyceae; Chlamydomonadales; Volvocaceae
Exons: 11
Coding region: 1-1251 (416 amino acids)
Source: RefSeq, a predicted model, not a curated record